AAAUAUGGGAUGAAACUGACGUGUGAUGAGAACGACGCUGAGGUCUACUAUCACUACAAAGAACAAAUGGUUGCCUACUAUGACAACAAAGCGGGACGAGUCGUGACAACAGUGCCAGAACUUCCUGAUCCAUUCGUGUUCCCAGAUGUUUCCAGAGAUGCUGUCAAUAAUGAGAAUUACUGUAAGAAGGGGUUAACAAUGAUAAACGAGUUCUACGCGAACCAAACUGAGGAGCUUGAGCCUCCUUGGGUCUCCCUCUACCCAAAGCGUCAGAUGGAGCUGAGUAUAAACAACACGCUCAUCUGUCACAUACUUGAAUUCUUCCCACCGCCGGUCAGAGUGACCUGGACUAGGAAUAACCUGAACAUGAAGGAGGGAGUAACACUGAGUCCGUACUACCAGAACAAUGACGGGACGAUCAGCGUGUUUUCUACUCUGAGCUUCAUUCCGGAGGAAGGGGACAUUUACAGCUGCACAGUGGAGCAUCGCGCCCUGGAGAGACCACUGACCAGAAUACUGGAUGUGGAGGUGGACAAGCCCAGCGUGUUGCCCACAGUGGUGUGUGCGGUGGGAUUGUGUCUUGGCGUGGCUGGAGCGGCUGCUGGAGUUUUUCUCAUCUUCAGAGCAAACAAACACCAGAACUGAUUUAGGUGUAAACAUACAAUUCUUAAAAGGCUUUUGAAAUGUGGAACAAAGUGUGUGUAUAAUUUCUCCACAUUUUCCACAGAUAGUCCAGACUGACAGGUUAUGAACUGAAUGUUCACAUAAUCAAUAUACAACAAGACACAUUAUUAUUACUGCCAGACUAAUUGUAAACACUACAUAUGAAAGCAAUUACACAGAUUGUAUCUUUUAAAUUAUAAUGUCCCUACAUAUUUGGGAUAAUCAUCUGUGGACAGACUAAUCUGAAAUGUAACCUCUUAGACAACAGUUCUUCAGUGUAUGGUUUAAAAUCGUCUAAUUCUGCAAUUCCACAGUAGGGAGAUUAUUAGAUAAUUUCUGAAGUGCCAUUUAAAGCAUUAUGUGAAAAAUGGUCUUGUUCUUGUGUGUUUGUGUGUGUGUUGGUAAUUCACCUUUACUCCACUGCUCUAAAUACUGGUUCCGG
Molecule: messenger RNA, 1105 nt
Organism: Astyanax mexicanus (Mexican tetra)
Lineage: Eukaryota; Metazoa; Chordata; Actinopteri; Characiformes; Acestrorhamphidae
Product: RLA class II histocompatibility antigen, DP alpha-1 chain-like
Exons: 3
Coding region: 10-645 (211 amino acids)
Biological process (GO): antigen processing and presentation of exogenous peptide antigen via MHC class II; immunoglobulin production involved in immunoglobulin-mediated immune response; peptide antigen assembly with MHC class II protein complex
Cellular component (GO): MHC class II protein complex
Molecular function (GO): MHC class II protein complex binding
Source: RefSeq, a predicted model, not a curated record